CAACAUCAAAAUUCGAGAUGCCAUCUCCAAAGCAUCGGUCCAGCCUUCAAUAUCCCAGCAAGCUUGAGCAUCAAGAACCUUUUGUCGAUUCGACGCAGGUUCCAUUCAAGAACUGCGUCUCAAGAUGAGCCUACAGUUCAAACCCAGAAUAACACAGGCCAGACGCGCUAUUUGCACGGCCCCGUCUGUUUCGCGUCACUUGCAUCGUGCCAUUUGUAUCGCACCGCGUCGUUUGAAUUAAUCAACUGCAGGCAGCCAACGUUGACCCCCAAAACACUGGUCAAAGGAAUCCAGCAUCUUCUCUCAUUCUUUUCUUUCCCAUCAUCACUCACCUAUUUCGCGCAAGUCAACAGCCACGACCUCUCAACACCAUGGCGCGGGAGGAGCGUGCGACACUGAAGAGGGAAUCAGCUGAGGAGGAUACAGAUGUCCGGGACUAUCGAGAGUCCUCUCUUGAGUCCUGCAUCGUCCUGGCAAUCUCGACAGUCGUCGCUCCACCUCAUGCGAAGCGAACGGCAGGUCCUGAGUCAUGCACUGGCAAGGAAAGUCCUGUGAGACCAGUUCAGGAACAAAUUGAGUCCGAAGAAGAAGAUCGUACCGAUAUGUUGAUGUCUUUGUCUAUGGCUGAGCCCUAUGGCCGGUGUAGACCAACAGCUCCUAAACCAUUAGAUUUCUCUUGCCAUGAACAGAAUGGCGAGACUCUCCCAAAUCCGGUGAACUACGGCAUUCCGGAGGAGAGAUCCGAGAAGCCUACGAUGAAACAUACACCAAGCCCCACGCAAGCUAUCCUUUCAAAGAGAAUUCCCCGGAAGGCAACAACUACAUAUCUCGAGAUAAUCGCCAUUGAGAAUAAGAUCGCCAAAGCGAAAGACCUUGAGCAGAAGCUCCAGGACAAGAUGGAUCACAACUGGGAUGUGAUCCUCGAUUGCGAUGUCAGUAUUGACGUUGAGUGUCGUGCAAUCGAGAGUGCCACGCGCAGGGGAAGGCCAUUCUUGAUCACAUGGUCGAUAGAACGUCAACGUUAUCUAACUUCCAAGCGCAAGAACCUUCAGAACAAGAAUGCUGAGAUGGAGGGAGUCAGGAAGCGGCGUUGCAAGAAGCUUGAUGGAUUGAUGUGUGAGAAGCGGAGACUUGAGGAGGAGGCUGCUGCAUAUUGAUAUGUUGUUACAAGAUCUGGAGUUUGGCAAGGCGAUAUCGGUUGGAUCUGAUGGAGUAAUGGUAUGUUGGAAUAAUUUUCUGGCAGUGGGUGGGUAGUCUUAGUGGCACAUCCCUCUUGGAAAAGGUAUGCCUGUUUGAAAAAGUCUUUGUGCUUGUUUGGAUUAUUGGGUGGCAGGCAUUUGAUGUUGAGGUUCACUAAGACGGGAAACUACAUGUCUGCCUAGAAGCUAGCUUUAGGCGAGGGAGUCCUGAUACUCGCAUGAUAGUGCUGUUGAUAGUAAU
Fusarium redolens is the source of this 1440-nucleotide messenger RNA. RefSeq lists its product as uncharacterized. The record is from RefSeq and is a predicted model, not a curated record. Bases 372 to 1157 code for a protein of 261 amino acids. Lineage: Eukaryota; Fungi; Ascomycota; Sordariomycetes; Hypocreales; Nectriaceae. The transcript has a single exon.